Molecule: messenger RNA, 6867 nt
Organism: Chlorella variabilis
Lineage: Eukaryota; Viridiplantae; Chlorophyta; Trebouxiophyceae; Chlorellales; Chlorellaceae
Exons: 53
Coding region: 1-6825 (2274 amino acids)
Source: RefSeq, a predicted model, not a curated record
AUGGCAGGAACGCUGAUUGUGCAGCGGCGCAUAUCUGUAUUCCUGGGGUGCAGCCAAGUGCAGGCCAAGCUGCGGGGUACGCUGUCAUGCCAAAAUGUUAUGCCCGGUACGACACAGGCGACAUCACCCAAAGAGAGGGGUCCUAUAGAGGCUGGAAAGCUGCAGCGUGGUUUGCUGGAGGUGGAUGUGCUGCUCCCGCAGCUCCCGUCACUGCCCCCCCAUAGAAGCCUCCGCGGCAGCGACGCCCGGUCGGGCGUGGGCCUGCCCGCACCCCUGCGCCGCCUGCUGGAGGCGCAAGACAGCAGCGGCGGCGUCCCGGCGCCCACGCCGGCGCCCGCAGACGCGCCGGCGCAGGCCCCCGCGCCAGCGCAGCAGCCGCAGCAGAGCCAGGUGCCGGUCAUCCUGGCCAUAGCUCCCAACCAGCCAGUGGUGGCAGUGAAUGCCAGCUCGGGGGGAAUCAUAGAGGCAUCGGCCAUCAACACCACGCGGUGCAUACGCUACGCAGCCGGCUUCAACUCCAGCAACAGCAGCAUGUACGACGCGGGCGGCGCCGUGCCCACGCGCCCGCCGCUCGACCUCAGCGGCUGCCUGGCCUCCAACACGGUGGUGGCCUCGGCCAGCCAGACCUUUGUAGUGCAGGUCAAGGUGAACGCGCUGGUGGGCAGCAUGUCGGCCGGCGACCUGCAGGUCAGCGGCGGCACGGUGGUGGGCGUGGGGCCGCCCUACAUCCAGGGUGCCUUCCAGACCUUUGACGCCACGGUGCAGUUGGCUGAGGCCAACACGCAGUGCCGGCUCUACGUGCUGCCGGGGGCCUUCACGGACCGUGCGGGGGAGCCCAGCGAGGGAAGCAACUCGCUGGUGGCGAUCUGGGACACGCAGCCGCCGCAGCCCACCAUCACCACCAGCGGCGGCGGCAAGUUCCUGACCACCGACCAAACCAAGAUACCGUUGCUGGUCGACUUUGGGGAGCGCGUGCUGCAGCUCAACCCGCUGAAGCUGGUCAAAGUCACGGGGUUUGCCAGGAUGGAUGUGAUGUAUGAUGUGCUAGCUGGAGAGAUUGUGGUGAUUGGAACCAUCGUCGACCCCGCCAACGCCACCACCGUUGUCGUUGAGGUGCCUGCGGGGGUUACGACAGACAUGAUGGGAAACCCCAACCUAGCUGCCAGCCUCACCAUUGGUUACAUGCCUGUGAGCAACGCGUCUGCCGCGCUGGGAAGCGCCAUGGCGUCCAUGUUCGCGGUGGGCGGCAGCGCCUUCAUCGGCGGCUCCCUGGUGGUCAACUCUCUGGUCCCGGGGGCAGUGUUCCCCACCGGCAACAACCUGGGAGCCAUGGCAACCAAGGUCCAGUUCAUCAUGCUGUUUGGCAACCUGGCCAUCCCCACCCUGCCUCCCAACUACCGCGCCGCCGCCGCGCAGCUCAGCUUCAUCUCAAUGGACUGGGCCUCGCCUGUGUCGUCUGGCAGCGGCGGCGGCGGCGAGGUGAAGACGGAGGAGGAGCUGGAGAAUGAGGCGGCGCUGGCGGCCCUGAUGAGCGGCGACAUCUUCUUUACGCCCGUGCCGCUGGGGGUGCUGAUCAUGCCGGACGGCGACGUCAUCCUGUUUGAGGUGCCAGAGGACGGCGGCGGCGUGGGCGGCCUGGGCACCUCCCCGCUGGCAGGCUCGCAGCUGGCCGGCGCUGAGGGGCUCAAGGACUCGGCCGAUGGGGGCGAGCUCCCCGGCAACUCUACAGGCGACAACUCCACAGCCACCAACUCGACCUCGCCGCCAGAGCCGGAUGCACCUCCCUCGCCGCCGGAUGCCCACGGCGCGUGGCCCGGCAGCCUGGAGCAGGAGGGGCCGCAGCGGCGGCGCAGCCUGCAGGCAGAGGACGACGUCACGAUCGAGAGCGUGGACAGCGACGGCGACGCGCUGUAUGUUGCCAUGGCCAACGGCAACCUGUUUGUGUACGACCUCAAGGGCAACGGCGGGUGGAGCCAGCACCCCAGCGCCGGCCGCGUCAGCCGAGUGGUCAUCUCCGACGAUGGCAAGGUCUUCUUGAUCAACGAGGCCGGCGCGGAGCUCCAGCAGUACACCGGUACCGGCGUGACCAACAAGCGCUCGCUGCCGGGCGGCGGCUGCACCGACCUCGCCGUCAACUCUGAGGGCACCGUGCUGGCGGUGGUGUGCGGCAACGGCCUGCACGUGCUGAGGUCCACGGGCAGCAACCCCGCCAGCUUCAAGCGCCUCAUACCCCGCUCCGUCUGCUCCGCGGCGUUUGACGACGCGGGCUUCCUGUGGGUGUCGCGCCGCUCGGGACCGGCCUGCUCCGGCAUCGGCUACGUGCGGCCCUCAGACAUCAGGAAGCACCUGCAGCAGGUGGAUGCCAAGGGCGCCGUGAAGGACGUGGCCGACUACGAUGCCAGCCUGGACAGCUGCGACGAGCUCCAUGCCGGCGCCUACUCAUCGGAGACCAACAAAGCCACGCUGUACUGCUGGUUGGGCUCCGACUCCCAGCUGCGAUCGAUGAGCCUUCUGGCCAUCGACCCGCCACCAGAGGAGACGGGGGCACGGGUCUACACUGCCGACAGCUCCAUCUGUCGGGCCGCCAUCCACGCCGGCGUGCUGACCAACUCUGGAGGCUUGGCGACUCUGUACUGGCUGCCUGGGCAGGACGGGUACACGGACCCGCCCAGCCCGGAGCCGCCCUCGCCCAGGCCCCCACCACCGCCCAGCCCUGAAUCGUCCACCUCCAGCUCCGCGCAAGAAUGCGAGGAAGGCAGCCUCUUGAACGUCUGCACCAGCUGCGACGGCUGCGGCAGCGGCGAGUGUGUGUGCCUCUUUGGCGCUUGCGUGUGCCUGUCUUACGGCUCCACCGCCUGCCAGGCCGGGCAGGUGCGGUGCGGCGUGUGCGGCGUGUGCGAGGACGGCGCGUGCCGCGAGCUGCCGGAGGGCGGGCGGGGCAGAGGCUCCUACAAGAAGCGCAUGUGCUUCGAAGAUUACCCCCUGGGGUGCCCAGCCAACAAGCCCAUCUGCCAGGCUCGGGCUUGCGAGCGGCCUGGGGCCGUGGGUCUAGGAUACUGCAGGAAGGAGAAUGACCCCGGCUACAACGGCAACAAUGGCGUGGGCAACGGCGCCAGCAACGGCGGCGGCAGCGGCGAGCAGGCUCGCCGCCGCCUGCUGUCUUCGGUGCCGGGCGGGCGGGCGGUUGAGGCGCUGCAGCAGGCGGCUGGGGGACUCCUCCAGCGCCGCCUGCGUGGCAUCGGCAGCCCCACCCUGCCGCUUGUGCAGCCCGAGCAGCCACGGCAGCUGAGCAGCGGGGAGCUCAACGCCCUCAUGCACGGCGCCUACCGCGAGGAGCAGGAGCAGCGGCGGCGGCGCCGGCUGCUGCAGCAGGCCGCCGCGCCGCCCAACGGCACCUCGGCCGGCCCGCCGCCCGCGGCGGGGGCGGCGCAGGCGCCCGCGCCCGCCCCCGAGCCAGGCGGCAGGACCAUCAUGGUGAAGGACCUCAGCGCCGUGGACGGUACCGGCGGCAGUAUCUACGUCGUCACCUCCACGGGGGUAGAGACCAACGCCACGGCCAACGCGUCCGCGCCGGCCAACGUCACGCUGCCGGAGGGCGUGGCCAGCCAGAUUGAGGGAAUCAUGGAGUCAGUCAAGAACAGCGUCAGCCUCACGCUGCAGAGCGGGGAGGGCAUCUAUGCGCUGUGGAACACGCUGUUCUGGGUCUCCAUAGCGCUGGUCGCCAUUCUGUGCCUGCACGCCGCCAUCCGCGCACUGAUCAUCUGGCGCAAGUGGCGCAUGCGCAUGUUCUUCGAGUGGCCACGGCCGGAGCUCUGGUUCAUGUGGUGUGUGCUUCCCAUCAUCGCGGCCCAGGGAACAAUGCUUGUGGUGGGAGAGACCACGGGCGAGGUGGCGGCGGGCGUCGCCUUUGGCAUCCUGCUGCCCGUGGGGCUGUUGGCCAUGUCUUUCUUCCUGGUCGUCAAGCACCUGACCAUGGUGAUCCCGCAUCAGCGCAGCGCCUACUACCUCCCCGACCAGGAGGCGGAGAAGGUCAAGCGCAAGCGGCAGGCCAAGCUGGCCCGCCUGCAGUCUGGCGCCACCAGCGCCGGCACCCUGGGCGACGUGCCGGCCGGCCCCAGCGGCGCGCCGCGCCUGGAGCGCGUCAGCACGGGCCUUGGCGGCUCCGACUACAGUCGCACGGUGUCGCUGCAAGAGCGCGGCAGCUGGACGCGGCACGCUGGAGCGGCCAGCCCGGGCGCCGCCUCGGCCGCCUCGCGCUCCUCCGGCGCCGGCUCGGCGGCCGGCGCCGAGCUGCUGCGCCCGGCGCGGAUGGACAGUGGUGCUGGCAGCGCCGGCGAGCAGGAGGAGGCCAGGAGGCCGCUCAAGAAGCGCAUUAAGAAGUGGCUGGUGCGCUUCAUCGUCAAGCCGCUGAUCGGCUUCGACCCCUCGCUCCAGGGCGAGUGGGUGCCGCCGCACGGCUACGACGUCAGCUUUGUGGCGCGGUACGGCGUGCUGUUUGAGACGUCCCGGGGCCCUGACGUGGUCUACAGGCCCGGCACAUUUGAGUUGGACCCUGCGACCGGCAAGUAUGACCGCGGCGAGAUGAUCCCCCUGGCCGAUACGCGCUGGUCCAGGGCACGAGAGGUGGCCCGGACGCUGGGCGUCACCGUCCAGCUGCUGAAGCUGGUGCUGUUUGCCCAGCUGGCCUCCAUCUUUGGCCACAGCUCCAGCAUCAGCCCCCUAUGGCAGGUCAUCCCCAUGCUCAUCCUCAUCGUGGUCUACUGGACGUAUGUGCGUUUCUUUGUGCCCAUGGCCUCCUUUGGGGACAUGGCAAACGAGGUCGCCGGCUGCGCCCUGGAUCUGGGCACCUUUGUGUGCGGCAUCAUCCUGGCUGUGACCCCGGUCACCAGCUACCAGACCAUCAACAACCUGGGCAUUGCCAUGCUCUCCUUCCAGUUCCUCUCCCUCAUCCUCACCCUCUUCCCACCCUGCAUGGAGUUCCUUGUCAUGGGCGUGGGCUGGGUGUGGCACAAGCUCUUCCCCAGCCCCGGCGACAAGUUUGCGCGCGUGGUGGAGGAGGUCAUGCGCAAGGAUGAGCGCAUCCUGUCCCGCAAGUUUGCCGACCGCUGGCUGCUCAAGGUGCACGGCCGCGGCCUCAACCAGCGCGCGCUGCACCAAUAUGAGAAGCAGCAGCUGCUGCUGCCGUUUGGCUUCAACAUCAGGAACACGGCCCAGGCAAGUCGCCCUGGCCCACAGUGCCCGCCGUUGGGGGUCAGCAAAGAAGGCUCUUGCACAAAUGGCGGAUGGAGGCAGCUAGCCCUCACUGCCGCCCUCUGGUUGCUACUGCUGGCGGUGAUCGUGGGACCACGCGCGGCGGGGGGCUUCGAGGCGGCGGAGGUGGAGGUGAGAGAGUUCAUGCAGCAGCAUGAAGUCCACCUGCCGCUCCCGACGCGUCCCGCGCUGUUUGCCAGCGGCAGGCACGAGAACAGCAGCAGCACCAUGGGGCUGCUGCCGGACGCCCUGCGCCGCAUGCUGCUGACCACAUAUGAAACCAGCGGCAACAUCGGCACGCUAGGGCCGCAAGUGCCGGUCAUCCUGGCCAUAGCUCCCAACCAGCCCGUGGUGGCAGUGAAUGCCAGCUCCGGCAGGAUCAUCGUCGCGGAUGCGGUGAACACCACGCGCUGCAUACGCUACGCGCCGGGCUUCAACGCCACCACUAGCAGCAGCAACGGCGCAGCACGUCCGCCGCUCGACCUCAGCGCUUGCCUGGUGUCCACCACAGUGGUGGCCUCGGCCAUCCAGGAGAUCAGCGUGCAGGCAAGCACAUGCUGCAGCUGGCUGGGCAGCGGCGCUGUACCAAAAUCAGCGUACCGAUCCUGUAGCGACGCGGCAAGCAGGCGGGGCAACCGGGCAGGGCGGCAUAUUGCGCGCCACGUCAUGGUCAAUGCAUUAGUAGACAGCAUGAGUGUGGAGGAUUUGGAUGUGGUGGGCGGGACAGCGCUGCAGGUAUCAGCGCCAUUCAUCAAAGGCGCAUUCCAGAUCUUCGACGUAACGGUGCGGCUGGCUAUGGCUGACACACCUUGCAAAAUCAGGGUGCUGCCCGGGACGUUCACAAACCGGGCGGGGGAGCCCACGGAAGGCAGCAACACGCUGGUUGCUGUGUGGGACACCCAGCCGCCUGAGCCCAUCGUCAACACCAUCGGCUCCUACCAGACGACCGACCAGCAGCGCUUGCCCCUGGUCAUCGAUUUCGGGGAGCGCGUGCUGCAGCUGAACCCACUGAAGCUGUUCAGUGUGACGGGGUUCGCCAGGUUGGAUGUGUUGUAUGAGGUUUUGGAGGGCAGGAUCUUCCUGAUCGGCAGCAUUUCGGACCCAGAAGUCCCCGUCAUAGUCACAGUGACGGUGCCAGCCAACGUGACGACUGACAUCAUGGGCAACCCCAACGCUGGCGUCACGUACGACCUGGUGUAUCUGCCUAAGAGCAUGCAGUCGGAGAACGUGGGCAAGGCCAUGUCGGCGGUGUUUGCGCUGUCUGGCGGAACUUUCUUCCUGGGCACCAUGGCCAUCAACGCCCUCCUGCCGCUGUCUGUCUUCCCCACCGGCAACAACCUGGGCGUGAUGGUCAGGGUGCAGUUUGUCUACCUGUUUGGGCAGCUGAGCAUCCCCACGCUGCCGCUCAACUACCGCGUAGCUGCCGACCAGCUGGGAUACGUCACCCUCGACUUCCCCUCGCCGGUCAACCCAGACGGGUCGACCACAGCCGGGGAGGACGGCUCCACCACCACCGGGGAUGAACAGGCGGAGGCCGCAUUUCAUUACGCACAUAUUAUACAUAGCCUAUUAUAGCCUAUUAUAGCCUAUUAUAGCCAACAGUAGCCCACCCGUCCG